GACAUUAAUUUCGUGAUGAAGGCAGGAUAGUGUAUAGGUUCCCGGUUGGUGCCGGUUAGUCUGGUCAACCAGCAAGCACUACAAACCGCCUUUACAUUUUGGCCUUCGUUCCAACAGCAGCUAAUCCGCGCCUAGUUUCAACGAUCGGCUUGUCCUCUCAAGUCUCGUAGGUGCCAAACUCCCUGGCAAAACAUGCAGCGGCAAACUUCGCGUGAUGCCAAACUCCUUGGGUGCUCCGGCCAGGGAGCAAUAACUCAGUUGGGCUAGGAAAGAAGGGCGAUUGGGUAGGUCUUGGAGCGAAUCAUGUCUGAAUGCACCUCCAAGCAGAAGAUUAAUACAGACUUACAUGGCUUUCUUUUCUGUGUCAAAGGCUUGAUUGAUGCUCUAUAUCAUUUAAUUCUCAAUGCAUCUCAGGAGGAGCCCCAAGUUGUUAAUUAUAAGAAGCGCGUAUCUGGAGCAGAGACAUUCAUACCGCUCGUCCAAUACGUCAGUAGACUGAAACCAGUUAUGCACAUCGUAACUCCUGUUGGCGAGAUGAGGGGAAGGACAUACCAGGUGGUGACAGAAGAAGGCAAGCGCCUCAUGGCUUCACUCAUCAGAACUCUGCAUGAUUUCCACAGAGCUGGGAAGUGCCCCGAGCAAUUUUGCGCAUCAGACAUUGCCGUGACAUCUACUGGCAGAGUGAAACACACAAAUACAAGCUUGCUACGAGGGAAGACCGAUGAACUGGUACUGAGAAACUACGAGGAUGCCCGCGACAUUUUUGAGAAGACGGUAUUCGAUGGGUACGAUCCAACUCUUAUCCCUGAAGACAUUAAGCAUCUGUUGCAGCUGAUGACAUCUCCCGGGGCAAUUUCUGCGGAGUAUGUCAUAAGCACGCAUGCUUCUCUUGUCCCUCUUAGUAACAGGUACCAGUUCUAUCUUGAUAUGUGCGACCAUAUCACAUCUGUGCUGGACGGCAAUCCUGAACAAAAUGACAUCCUUAGUUCUCUGCCCUAUGGUGACAAGUGGGUAGAAAAAUUGGAAGGCAAUCUUCUGCUGGAGGAGUCGUUCCACCGCAGCGGACCAUACGACACCGAAGGAUCAGCCAUGGCCUUUCUGAAGUUCUAUAGGGACACACUCAUGUGUCGAAUGGAAAAUUUUAUGAAGCCUUUCAAGAGCUUUCCAGGGAUGAAACCGUUGGAGUACACAAAAGGCGAUUUUGAAAGUGUCUUGUUGGUCACCUAUCCCAUGUGCCUGCCGAGAAUGCAAGAAGAGCUUGAAAAGCAUAAGCAGCUGAGGGAUUUGAAUCUUCAGAACCUGACCUUCAUUUGAUGCCUCUUCACUACAGGAGACUCAGUUUGUUACUACUAUUGUACUGUGGCUUGUGAUGUUGUACUGUGGUCAUCCUUGAAGGAACUUGGAUAGUUCUUAUUU
Messenger RNA from Triticum dicoccoides, 1416 nucleotides. RefSeq lists its product as uncharacterized. The coding region runs from base 304 to 1314 and encodes 336 amino acids. NCBI's taxonomy places the organism in Eukaryota, Viridiplantae, Streptophyta, Magnoliopsida, Poales, Poaceae. The transcript is spliced from 4 exons. The record is from RefSeq and is a predicted model, not a curated record.